This is a messenger RNA of Fusarium verticillioides 7600, 2037 nucleotides long. RefSeq lists its product as hypothetical. NCBI's taxonomy places the organism in Eukaryota, Fungi, Ascomycota, Sordariomycetes, Hypocreales, Nectriaceae. The transcript is spliced from 4 exons. Bases 31 to 1923 code for a protein of 630 amino acids. The record is from RefSeq and is a predicted model, not a curated record.
CUCAUUUCCGUUAUUUAUCCUUGUUGAACCAUGGCCCACGAUAUUGAGCCUGUUGCCAAACUUGGCCUCAGUCUGGCAAGCUCCCUACAGGUACACUCGGAAGCCAACAGAACAGCCCGACAGAGGCUUCCCAAGCUAAUAAAUUUGAUCAACUCAACGGCCUUGACAUUGAUCAAGGUAGAUGAUGUCAUUCAAGAAAAUGCACUCACAAAACUAUGCCUCGAAGACAUCACGCGCCUAUCAGCCACGUGCGAAAAGAUCUACAUUGGUAUCUUGAUCAUGUUGGUGCGGCACACAGAGAGCUUUGCCGGCGACAAGGAGCUCAAUGAGAUGUCACGGGAGGAAACAGGAAAGUAUCUGCAAUGCAUCGCUCAGACCGGGGUCCUGAGCUAUAAAUCCUGGAAGCACCUCGAGAUUCAGCUCAGGUACUUUCGGCACUGGUUGACGCAAAUCAAGUUUGAACUCAUGCUGCGCUAUCUCUUGGGCAGUAUCGCGCAGCACCAGAUGCGUGCACAGACUCGAGUCCCAGGCAGCUUUGAGACAGAGAAUACGAUCAGACAGCUGGCAGAACAGAUGGCCUUUAAACGAGCAAGUCACUACAAGUACUGGUCCAAGAAGUUGGCCAAAUGGGCCAUCAUCGCUCCGCCACUAUCUUCUAGCAAUUCUUCCAUCACAGAUGCCCACAGCACUUGCAGUGUUUCAAGUACACCUACCAUUGCGGUCGACACCAAGGUUGAAGAGAUUAAACCUGUCGAAACCAUUCCAACAGCCGAAAAUGAGUCGCCAGAAUUGUCCAAGGACACCGAGGCUUUGGCCGAUACCGCAGCAGAGACCACUAGCACUCCAACACAAAGAGAUUCACAGCCGGCCAGUCAACCUGGCCCAAAUCUGCUGACUGCUGCCAGAGACUGGAUCAAACGAAAUCUUAUGCCAGGAUCGCACGACGAAUGGAAGGAUCAAGACCUUGAGGUCUGGCAAAUUGAUCUUGCCGCUCAUUUCAACCGCAUCCCAAUCAAGACAUUCAAACGGCUUGAACUGGACGACAAACAUGUCAGGUCUGGUCUCUCGCAAGCAACCUCCAAGUCCAGGUGGAAGAAGCGUCCAGGACUCCUCGAGCAAUAUGACUCACUCGAUCAACGCGUCCGCCAACGAAUCGACGAUUGUAUCGAUGCUGCCAGUCAAUGGAGCUCUAGGGAGCGAACUUGGAUCGCCAUGUCAAUCUCCCGCCCUCCCUUGAAGAAUAGAUCCGGGGCUGUUGUUGACACUGAUGCUUCUAUCUGCCUUUUCUUCCGUCUCGGUGAUGUAGUAGAGCCUAUCCACGUUGUUGAGCUACACACGGGUAAAAGACUCACCUUCCCGUAUGCUUCAUGCAAGAAUCUGGAUUCACUGCGUAAAAGGCUCUCUUCCCUGAGCUUGGGAUACCCCGCGACAGCUAUUUUGAAAGAAGGAAAAUACAAUUUCUGCGCCGAGGAUGGAACUGUCAUUUUACCUGAAGCGUGGGAGUCACUACGCUGCCCGGGUAUAACGUUGAACAUUCAAAACUUUGGCACCCCAAUACCACCAGUAUUCGGUGGGCAACGUCCUUUCCACAAUCCGGGUGUUAUUCGACCUAACAUGGCUCGGCCUCCGAAUGUUGUAACUACCGGCCCUCCUUCGACAGGCACUACUACUUCUGACAGUUCGGCAUCACGUUCUUGUACUUCCCUGACGAUGAAAGAAGUCCACAGGGAGAUGGAGGAGAUGCUUCAGAUUUCCGACUCAUGGUCUCCUGACCCGGAUACUAUGGGUCCUGGCCUGGGCAGGCUUCUUGGCUUGUGGACUAAUGCCCUUGAUCCCCAUGUCAACGUCACAGAGGAUUCGGGUUCAGAUUGGAGUUGUUCGACCGGAGAUUCUGACAGUAGCAGCCGAAUUAUAUGCGACUAAGCUUGUUUAGGAAUUGCUGAUGAAGGAAUAUGAAGGAUUGGUUAAAUUGAAACACAAUGGGGGUUUGUAAUCUAGCUUCAGGUCAUUCUCGUAGCAUCUACUAAAUUGGACAAC